This is a messenger RNA of Carlito syrichta (Philippine tarsier), 522 nucleotides long. Its product is annotated as DNA replication licensing factor MCM7-like. The annotation marks the transcript as partial. Gene Ontology annotation, cellular component: MCM complex; nucleus. Gene Ontology annotation, molecular function: ATP binding; single-stranded DNA helicase activity; single-stranded DNA binding. Lineage: Eukaryota; Metazoa; Chordata; Mammalia; Primates; Tarsiidae. The transcript has 3 exons. Gene Ontology annotation, biological process: double-strand break repair via break-induced replication; DNA replication initiation; DNA strand elongation involved in DNA replication. The record is from RefSeq and is a predicted model, not a curated record.
CAAGUCUCAGCUCCUGUCUUACAUCGAUCGCCUGGCCCCCCGCAGUCAGUACACGACAGGCCGGGGCUCCUCAGGAGUAGGCCUUACGGCCGCCGUGCUAAGAGACUCUGUGAGCGGAGAACUGACCUUAGAGGGUGGGGCCCUUGUGCUGGCUGACCAGGGUGUGUGCUGCAUCGAUGAGUUUGACAAGAUGGCUGAGGCCGAUCGCACGGCCAUCCAUGAGGUUAUGGAGCAGCAGACCAUCUCCAUUGCCAAGGCAGGCAUUCUCACCACACUCAAUGCUCGCUGUUCCAUCCUGGCCGCUGCCAACCCCGCAUACGGGCGCUACAACCCCCGCCGCAGCCUGGAGCAGAACAUACAGCUUCCUGCUGCACUGCUCUCUCGAUUUGACCUCCUCUGGCUGAUCCAAGACCGCCCCGACCGAGACAAUGACCUACGGUUGGCCCAGCACAUCACCUAUGUGCAUCAGCACAGCCGGCAGCCCCCUGCACAGUUCGAACCUUUGGACAUGAAACUCAUGAG